AUGUUUCAACUAAGAGGAAUAAGAACCGUUGGACUUUUAGGGAAGAGAGGUCGUUUCUUUAGCACCUCUAGAAGGCUUCUAGAUUCCGAUGGUGUUGUUAAAAAGCCUGCCCCAUUCAAUCCACGUCAUAUGGGGGUUGCAAACCAGGUAUAUAUCGCACCUUCCAAGAAAAAUAUGCCUAAUCCAAUAACGUCCCCAGUGGCUUAUUUCAAUGUCUUGGUCAGGAAGAUCUAUACGUUAGGUAUGAACACCAUUCAAGUAGCCUUAUUCCGUUAUCAAUCAGGUCUCAAGCCAAAUUUUUUACUGUGGAAGAACAAAGCUAUCGAAACAUAUGUUCAAGUUAAUGAAGCUUUUGCUAAAAGAGAACUGGAUACCAUCAAACCUCAAGUGUCCAUAUGGGUUGACGAGGCUUUGACAGCGAGAGCCAAACAAAUCCCAUCGAACAUUACCUUGGACUGGGAAUUGAUUAAAUUCAAUGAAGUUCCAAAGUUAGUUUCCACACAAGCCAUGAUGAUUCCCGGUCGUCCAGUUGAAUUAAUUCAAUUGAUUUAUAAGUUUGAUACCAAACAAAGGUUAAUUAAGUUCGACAAGAAGAAAAGUAAAACUGAUAAACUGGACAGAGAUGUUAUUGACUAUAUCGCUUUCCUUUGCGAUGCAAGCACAAAUGAUAUUCUAUUAACUGGUUCUGUUUUUGAGAGUGCACCAGACGCGAAAUUGCCAAAAGAUAGCGAAACUUCGAACCAAAUUGUAAUCGAAAGAAUGAAAGUUAACGGAGACUUGUUCAGAGUUCAACCACCUGUUAAAAAAGACUGA
Kluyveromyces lactis is the source of this 813-nucleotide messenger RNA. It is a transcript of the gene MBA1, whose product is annotated as Mba1p. The transcript has a single exon. NCBI's taxonomy places the organism in Eukaryota, Fungi, Ascomycota, Saccharomycetes, Saccharomycetales, Saccharomycetaceae. Gene Ontology annotation, biological process: inner mitochondrial membrane organization; protein insertion into mitochondrial inner membrane from matrix. The record is from RefSeq and is a predicted model, not a curated record. The coding region runs from base 1 to 813 and encodes 270 amino acids. Gene Ontology annotation, molecular function: ribosome binding. Gene Ontology annotation, cellular component: mitochondrial inner membrane.